This is a messenger RNA of Limanda limanda (common dab), 1689 nucleotides long. It is a transcript of the gene chrnb1l, whose product is annotated as cholinergic receptor, nicotinic, beta 1 (muscle) like. The coding region runs from base 1 to 1689 and encodes 562 amino acids. Gene Ontology annotation, molecular function: acetylcholine-gated monoatomic cation-selective channel activity; transmembrane signaling receptor activity. Gene Ontology annotation, biological process: chemical synaptic transmission; signal transduction; regulation of membrane potential. NCBI's taxonomy places the organism in Eukaryota, Metazoa, Chordata, Actinopteri, Pleuronectiformes, Pleuronectidae. The record is from RefSeq and is a predicted model, not a curated record. Gene Ontology annotation, cellular component: synapse; postsynaptic membrane; neuron projection. The transcript has 13 exons.
AUGAAUGAGGUGCCUGGCCCACAGGCCUCCCAGUACAAAAACAUUCCGCCCUCUCGUCACUCCCAGUGCUGCGCGCCCAAUCAGGCCGUGGUUUCGCCCAUGGAGCCGUGCCGGGGCGGUGGUGUAAAAACCUGGAGAGAGGCCUUUGACUGGCACAUUAAAGAGGAAGAAGAUGUCAUAACUGUCAUGAUUGAAGGAUUAAAGAUGGAGCUCAACAUUAACCUGAGAUUCAACACACUUCUCCUGGUAUGCAGCAGCAUUUGUCUCACUUUCACUGGAGCCUCAGAGAUCGAGCGGGGGCUCCAUCAGAGAAUAUUCCAGAACUACAACAUGAAAGUCAGACCUGCUCGGUACUGGGAGGACAAGGUGACAGUCCGCAUCGGGAUGACCCUCUCUCAACUCGUCAGCUUGAAUGAGAAGAACGGUGAGAUGACAACCAACGUGUUCAUGAAUCUGGCCUGGACAGACUACAGGUUGUCAUGGAACCCGGAGGAAUAUGACAACAUUGAUGUCCUGAGGAUUCCUGCCAACAAGGUGUGGCGCCCCGACAUCUACCUCAUAAACAAUAAUGACGGUCAGUUUGACGUGGCCUUGUACGUCAACGUCCUGGUUUACAGCGACGGGACGGUCAACUGGCUUCCUCCCGCCAUCUACCGCAGCUCCUGCUCCAUAGAGGUGGCGUACUUCCCGUUUGACUGGCAGAACUGCAGCAUGGUUUUCAGGUCCUACACCUAUGACGCCUCUGAGGUGGAGCUGCAGUACUUCCUGGAUGAGGAGGGCAAAGAGAUCCACGAGAUUGUUAUAGAUGAGAACGCUUUCACUGAGAGCGGCGAAUGGGCCAUCUGUCACAAGCCCUCGAGGAAGAACGUGAAGGAAGACCUGUAUGAGGACAUCACCUUCUAUCUCAUCAUAGAGAGGAAGCCUCUUUUCUACAUCAUCAACAUCAUCAUGCCCUGCAUCCUCACCAGCGUGCUCGCCAUAUUUGUCUUCUACCUGCCUCCCGGAGCAGGAGAGAAGAUGACUCUGUCCAUCUCCGUCCUCAUCGCUCUGACUGUCUUCAUGCUGCUGCUGGCUGACAGAGUCCCGGAGACCUCCCUCGCCAUCCCGAUCAUCGUCAACUACGUGAUGUUCACCAUGAUCCUGGUCACCUUCUCUGUCAUCCUGAGCGUGGUCGUCCUCAAUCUGCACCACCGCUCGCCCAGCACGCACAUCAUGCCCAACUGGGUCCGAAAGGUUUUCAUUCACUUCCUGCCCAAGUACAUCGGCAUGAUGAGGCCAAACCCAGAGGAACCAAUGUCAAAGGAGCCUGACGAUGACACGCCGAUACAAGGCUUCAACGGACGGCAGCCCGGAGGAGAGUACUUCUUUCGCAAGAUCAACCCUGAUCUCGUCAUGCCCUGGAGAGACAGGUGUGAGAGCACGGUGCAGCUCCAGCGGCUCCCGAACACUGACAGCUACUGUCUCAUCCUCCCUCCAAACCUGAAGUCGGCCAUCUCCGCAGUGACAUACAUGGCCGAGCAGCUGAAGAGGCAGGACACGGAUGACACGAUGACAGGAGACUGGCAGUUCAUUGCUCUGGUGGUGGAUCGUCUCUUCCUGUGGUUGUUUGUCAUCAUCACCACCCUGGGAACUCUGGCCAUGUUCUUAGACGCCAGCUUCAACUACACUCCCGAUGACCCCUUCCCAUAG